Odocoileus virginianus texanus is the source of this 2729-nucleotide messenger RNA. NCBI's taxonomy places the organism in Eukaryota, Metazoa, Chordata, Mammalia, Artiodactyla, Cervidae. The record is from RefSeq and is a predicted model, not a curated record.
CUCGGGCAAGCUGUCACUUUCGUGUCUGGUUGAAGCCUGAGGGCGCGGAAGCGUUCGUGGCAAGGAAACUCCAGGCGCUGGGCAUCGUCAUGGCCCCUGUGCUAAGCAAGGACGUGGCGGAUAUCGAGAGUAUCCUGGCUUUAAAUCCUCGAACACAGUCUCAUGCAACUCUGCGUUCCACUUUGGCCAAGAAAUUAGACAAGAAACAUUGGAAAAGAAAUCCUGAUAAGAACUGCUUUAAUUGCGAGAAGCUGGAGAAUAAUUUUGAUGACAUCAAGCACACGACUCUUGGUGAGCGAGGAGCUCUCCGAGAAGCAAUGAGAUGCCUGAAAUGUGCAGAUGCCCCCUGUCAGAAGAGCUGUCCAACAAAUCUAGAUAUCAAAUCUUUCAUCACAAGUAUCUCAAACAAGAACUAUUAUGGAGCUGCUAGGAUGAUUUUUUCUGACAACCCACUUGGUCUGACCUGUGGAAUGGUAUGCCCCACCUCUGAUCUUUGUGUAGGUGGAUGUAAUUUGUAUGCCACUGAAGAGGGACCAAUUAAUAUUGGUGGAUUGCAGCAAUAUGCUACUGAGGUGUUCAAAGCAAUGAAUAUCCCACAAAUCAGAAAUCCUUCUCUGCCUCCCCCAGAAAAAAUGCCUGAAGCCUAUUCUGCAAAGAUUGCUCUUUUGGGUGCCGGGCCUGCAAGUAUAAGCUGUGCUUCCUUCUUGGCUCGAUUAGGCUACAGUGACAUCACUAUAUUUGAAAAACAAGAAUAUGUUGGUGGUUUAAGUACUUCUGAAAUCCCUCAGUUCCGGCUACCCUAUGAUGUAGUAAAUUUUGAGAUUGAGCUUAUGAAGGACCUUGGUGUAAAGAUAAUUUGUGGUAAAAGCCUUUCAGUGAAUGACAUUACUCUUAGUACUUUGAAAGAAGAUGGGUACAAAGCUGCUUUCAUUGGGAUAGUGGCUGAUUUAUAUGAUACAAUGGAAUAUUAUUCAGCCAUUGCCAGUAAUAGGAUUUUGAAAGGUUUGCCAGAACCCAAAAAGGAUCACAUCUUCCAAGGCCUGACCCAGGACCAGGGGUUUUACACUUCCAAAGACUUUCUGCCUCUUGUAGCCAAAAGCAGUAAAGCAGGAAUGUGCGCCUGUCACUCUCCAUUGCUGUCGAUACGGGGAGCCGUGAUUGUGCUCGGAGCUGGAGACACAGCUUUCGACUGUGCAACAUCCGCUUUACGUUGUGGAGCCCGCCGAGUGUUCAUCGUCUUCAGAAAAGGCUUUGUUAAUAUAAGAGCCGUCCCUGAGGAGAUGGAGCUUGCUAGAGAAGAAAAAUGUGAAUUUUUGCCUUUCUUGUCUCCACGGAAGGUUAUAGUAAAAGGUGGGAGAAUUGUUGCUGUGCAAUUUAUUCGGACAGAGCAAGAUGAAACUGGAAAAUGGAAUGAAGAUGAAGAUCAGAUAGUCUGUCUGAAAGCCGAUGUGGUCAUCAGUGCCUUUGGCUCAGUUCUGAGUGAUCCUAAAGUGAAAGAAGCCUUGAGCCCUAUAAAAUUUAACAGAUGGGAUCUCCCAGAAGUAGAUCCAGAAACUAUGCAAACCAGUGAACCAUGGGUGUUUGCAGGUGGUGAUGUUGUUGGUAUAGCCAACACUACAGUGGAAUCCGUGAAUGAUGGAAAGCAAGCCUCUUGGUACAUUCACAGAUAUAUACAGUCACAGUAUGGAGCUUCAGUUUCUGCUAAGCCCGAACUCCCCCUCUUUUAUACUCCCAUUGAUCUGGUGGACAUUAGUGUGGAAAUGGCUGGGUUGAAGUUUACAAAUCCUUUUGGUCUUGCCAGUGCAACUCCAACUACCAGUUCAUCAAUGAUUCGAAGAGCUUUUGAAGCUGGAUGGGCCUUUGCUCUGACCAAAACUUUCUCUCUUGAUAAGGAUAUAGUGACAAAUGUUUCACCCAGAAUCAUCCGGGGGACCACCUCUGGCCCCAUGUAUGGCCCUGGACAAAGCUCUUUCCUGAAUAUUGAGCUCAUCAGUGAAAAAACGGCCGCAUAUUGGUGUCAAAGUGUCACUGAACUAAAAGCCGACUUUCCAGACAAUAUUGUGAUUGCUAGCAUCAUGUGCAGUUACAACAGAAAUGACUGGAUGGAACUCUCCAGAAAGGCUGAGGCUUCUGGAGCAGAUGCCCUGGAAUUAAAUUUAUCGUGUCCACAUGGAAUGGGAGAAAGAGGAAUGGGCCUGGCUUGUGGGCAGGUAAGGACCUCAACAGCUGCCGUUAUAUAUGUCUGUGACAGAACAGGCUCCUGUAUGGACAGUUACUCUACCUUAGGCAGGAAGAUGGGAGGAUCAGAUGACUGGCUUGAGACUUCCAGGUCUGCAUUGUUUAAAUAUUUAGUGCUUAAAAAGUAGAAAAUUAGAGAAGCUGAAAUUACAGCAACUGUUUAGUUUUUAUUGAGGAAAAUAUCACAUUAUGUGCUUGACAGGAGGUAAUAUCAUAACAAAUCGUUUUUAAAAGCGCUGAGGCAGAAUUAGCUGAUUUCAAAUGCAGUGUUCUUUAUUCAUUCCUGAUGCUGAUCCACUUUCCCUGGAGCAAUAUACUGUACAAAAUGCAUUGUUCGUAGUGAUUUUGUAGUAAAUGGGGCACAGCACAAAUUGCAUUUUACAUUUUUUAGCAUAUGAUCAUUAUUCUCUAACUGUGUUUUGGGAGUUGCAAAAAGACUUUGAUGAUAUUUUUAUUUUUUGAUACAAUAAAUGGAAACUUCAUGCUAAAAC